GAGAGGAAGACGAAGAAAGGUCUGGAAGCUCUGAGGUUUUCUGCUCCCUGACCGAUAAACUGACAUGAGUCACGUCGACGUGAAGAACCUGAAGCCCUCCAGCUUCGAGGAGAAGUACUACGAUGAGUAUGAUUACUACAGCCUGACCGACAAAUACACCGAGGGUUCAGCCCGCAAAGGUAGAACCAAGAAGGAGGCCAGCGAGAACACGAACAGACCCAACCCUGGAGGGCACGAGCGCAAAAUAGUGGAGAAACUUCAGAACAGCGAGAAGAAAGCCAAGGAGUGAAUAUUGAGGGCAACUCGGACGGCUUUUACCGGAAACCGACCACGGCCUCCUUGGCGACGGAACGAGACGUGCAGACGGCAGGAGCGUGUUGACGCUCCAAUGGGCGGGGUUAAACCUGGGCGUGAUGAGGGUCCCACAGAGCCAGCUGCUGGUCUCUGAUGCGACUCCUCCGCCCGUAGGUGUUGUAAAGCUCCCACCUGUGUUGGUGUGCACCUGUGUGCUGGCUCGGAGCGCGAUGGUGUACCUAGGAUUGUGGUGUGGCAGCAGGGUCAUUUUUUUCUAUGGUUUUUAGCUUUUUAUUUUUGAAGCCAUGUUUUUAUUAAAGUUAUUAUUAAAUCACUGAGUGUUUGUUUCAUCCUGUCAGACUCCUCAAACCCAGUAUAGCAGCGAUGGUUUUUAGAUGUAGUAGAAAACUUUUUUUUUUUUUCUUUAACAUAAGAUUGUGGUAAAUGAACAAAUUUCCAUACUGAGUUUAAUUCCAUACUUUUGUUAAAUCCCCAGUUAGCUGAAAUCUAAUUUACUGACUGGAGUAAUGAAUGAUCUUGGAAAAAUAAAUGCUUCACUGUCUGUGCUUUAAACAGUUGGUCAGACAAAACCAUAAGGAAAUGAAGUUUCAGGUUAAAACUUUCAAUUUUAAACAUGAAUAAUGGAACAUUUCUGUCAUGGGCUGGAUGGAAAAUUUCAUUCUUGAUGACUUGUUGCAAUAAACAGGAAAAAUAUAAAUUUCUAGAUUCCAAUAAACAGGUG
Melanotaenia boesemani (Boeseman's rainbowfish) is the source of this 1036-nucleotide messenger RNA. It is a transcript of the gene nupr1b, whose product is annotated as nuclear protein 1b. The record is from RefSeq and is a predicted model, not a curated record. Gene Ontology annotation, cellular component: nucleus. The transcript is spliced from 3 exons. Gene Ontology annotation, biological process: negative regulation of cell population proliferation; negative regulation of cell cycle; regulation of transcription by RNA polymerase II. Bases 65 to 289 code for a protein of 74 amino acids. NCBI's taxonomy places the organism in Eukaryota, Metazoa, Chordata, Actinopteri, Atheriniformes, Melanotaeniidae.